This is a messenger RNA of Hydatigera taeniaeformis, 1908 nucleotides long. NCBI's taxonomy places the organism in Eukaryota, Metazoa, Platyhelminthes, Cestoda, Cyclophyllidea, Taeniidae. The record is from the annotation of a GenBank genome assembly.
AUGAUUGGUCCCGACAUUGGCCGAAUCGAAAAAGCCAAGGAGGAGAGGAGACUACAGCUUUUAAAGUGGGAGGAAUAUGACCGAAAUUACCAAACUAAACACCACAAUAAGAGUCGGAAGAGAGGAUCUAGAAAUGUUGAAUUUGGAGCUGACAUAGUGUUUCUUGAGGCUGCAUCACGCGGAGACAUAGAAGAAGUAAAAAAACUCAUUCGUGCCGGAAUUGAUCCCGAUGUCACCAACGAGGAUGGAUUGACUGCCCUUCAUCAGUGUUGCAUUGACAACAACGUGGAGAUGUGUAACCUCCUGCUGGAGAACAAUGCCAACGUUAAUGCCAAAGAUAAUGAGAUGUGGACUCCACUUCACGCCGCUGCUACGUGUGGAAACAAGGAACUUUGUGGCAUACUUAUCAACUGGGGCGCAGACCUUCUGGCACUGAACGUGGACGGAAACAUGCCCUACGACCUCUGUGAUGAUGAGGACACGCUAAUCCUCGUUGAAACCGAGAUGGCAAAAAGACAUGUGACUCAAAAACAGAUAGACGAAAUUCGGCUUCUCCCGGAAAAGGAGAUGCUCAAUGACCUCAAGCGUCGCUACGCUGCAGGUGAUGACUUUCAAGCCCUCGAUUCACAAGGCGCAGCUCCCAUUCAUAUCGCAGCUGCCUGUGGUUAUGUGGAGGUGGCUCGCUACUUACUUCAGAAUCACGUGGAUCCGCAACAGGAGGAUCAAGAUGGUUGGCAACCCAUUCACAUUGCCGUGUCUUGGGGACAUCUCGACAUAGUUGAACUUCUGGUCUCCUAUGGUGCCGACAUGGAGGCAUCCACAAGAAGCGGUCAAACGGUUGAUACUCUCUGCGAUUCGAAGGAGCUUCAAGAGAGGCUGAAAGAAGUGUGGGACAGGCGAGAGGAGUUACGAAAAGCUGUGAGACAAAAUAACGGCUUGCAUAACUUCACUCGCAGUCACGGCUCCUCCCGACGAAAGAGUAAAUUGAGUUUUGCAUUCACCUCGCCUGACAAGAAGACGGUGAUAAUGAAUUGCAGCAAUACGUCGAUCCUGCGAACAUCGAUGCGAGACAAGCGUCGGUUGACUCAAACCGCUGUGGAGCGAGAAAAACAAUUGGGCGAACAAGUGGAGGCGAAGUUGGUCAGUGAGGCGGAGAAGAUGGGCUCAACAGACGAAAUCGUCCGACCUCCACCCACCCUCCAGGGUGUUGUCAACUCUAUUGUCGCCUCUACCCCUUCCAAUGGUGUCUCUACUCCCCUCAACUCCCGUCAAGCCCCUACAGCUGCUGUCGAUCAUCGUUCCAGCCCUGACAUCAACGGCGCUACUUCUCAUGCUGCUCAAAAAGCCAAUAAUACAGUUGCGGCUCCUGCUGUACCCCCGCGUAAUCCCCGACAUGCGAAAUCCAAUGGCGCCCGUUUAGCAUCACCGCAAGAACCACCAGCAGCAACGAAUUCAUCGUGCUCCACCUCGACAGCCUCCACGAAAGACACCUUCUCUUCAACAGAGUCACCAUCGGAAUCCAGCGACUCUCAGGCAAGAUAUUUGCGUCCGAUGCAACGCAAACCCAACGGUCAGAUGGUUCCAUUGAAUGCGGAAUCGGUACGAUCACCAUCGAGUCAACGAUCCCGACAAAAUCCACCGACACGCGAUAAUCGAAGCCGUACCCCACGACGGUCUGACGGUUCCUCCGCCACCACUCCCACUGGAUCGGCGACGACCACGCAAGGAUGGAACCAAAGGACUAGAGAUUCCCCUUCUAACCCCCUUCUGCGCCAAGGUCCGUUAGCUCCCUCUGGGACAUCAAAAAACGUCACCAAUACUAAUCCCUCCUCUUACCCCUCCACUGACACACUCAACUCCAGCCACGACGACAGGCACAGGGUCUUCUCCUGUUGUCACACCAUGUGA